AUGCACAACACUUCGAGUGAGGCAAGCCAGAUGACUCGUGUUGAGAUUGAGACCGAGCAGCCUGAUCGACAGGAAGGAUGGCGUCGAGCGACGGCCAAAAGGGGAGAUGGGGAUCUCAUCUCAGCACAUCCACGAGGCCCAGCGAUGAGAUGCCGUUGGGUCCUGCUGCAGGAGGCCGCCCGUUUUGCUACCCCAACGUCUUGCUCUGCGGUGGAACAGCCCGUGAAACUCACCAGCAGUGUCUGGUCCGGGGAAGAAGACGAGGCCGACAUUCUAGCUCUUUUGGCUGGGACUGCUGCUGCACUGGCCCCGUUCCCGUUCUGA
This is a messenger RNA of Penicillium lagena, 324 nucleotides long. RefSeq lists its product as uncharacterized. Bases 1 to 324 code for a protein of 107 amino acids. The transcript has a single exon. The record is from RefSeq and is a predicted model, not a curated record. Lineage: Eukaryota; Fungi; Ascomycota; Eurotiomycetes; Eurotiales; Aspergillaceae.